Molecule: messenger RNA, 1183 nt
Organism: Haliaeetus leucocephalus (bald eagle)
Lineage: Eukaryota; Metazoa; Chordata; Aves; Accipitriformes; Accipitridae
Gene: MRPL17
Product: mitochondrial ribosomal protein L17
Exons: 4
Coding region: 2-517 (171 amino acids)
Biological process (GO): translation
Cellular component (GO): ribosome; mitochondrial large ribosomal subunit
Molecular function (GO): structural constituent of ribosome
Source: RefSeq, a predicted model, not a curated record
GAUGCGGUUGUCGGUGGCGGCCGCUAUCUCGCACGGGCGAGUGCACCGGCGGUUUGGGCUGGGCCCGCGCUCGCGCCUCGACCUGCUGCGCAACCUCGUGACGGCGCUGGUGCGGCAUGAGCGCAUCGAGGCGCCCUGGGCGCGGGCCGAUGAGAUGAGGGGCUACGCCGAACGGCUCAUCGAGUACGCCAAGCUGGGGGACGCCAACGAGCGCGCCAUGCGCAUGGCGAAUUUCUGGCUGACGGAGAAGGACCUCAUCCACAAGCUGUUCAAGGUGCUGGCACCCCGGUUCCAGCCCCACCCCGGCAGCUACACUCGCCUGCUGCAGAUCCCCAACCGGGAUGGUCUUGAUCGGGCAAAGAUGGCGGUCAUCGAGCUCAAGGGCAACCCUUUCCCACCGCUCAUCUGCCCGCGCCGCGACACUGAGAAGACACUGAUCAACCAGCUUCUGAAGGGCUACCGGCAGGACAUGCAGCAGGCGGCAGCCCCCCAGACCCCCGAGGGCACCCCUGUCUAGGCAUCCCCCUCUCUGCCCUGAGGGGGACCCCGUGCCUGCGCAGGGAUGGGGCUUGGCCUGAGCUGCCCACGCACCAGCCAGCUUGUCGCCAUCCUGGAGCACAGGAAUGGAGGAUGUCCUGGGAGGUCUGAAGGUUGAUUACUAACCAUGGGUUGCCAUGACAGGGACGCAAGCUCAAGGUUUACUUGUUUCAUCCUGUAGUCUGAAUAAAGACUCAGCAAGAGAAGGAAAUCAAGCUGGGAACCCUAAUGGUUGAUACUCUCUGUGUAAAUAAACUCUGUUCAGAAAGACGUGUACCUCACACACUACCACUUCUGUUUUAAUUAAUUCCAGUGCGAAAUUAAAGAUGUGUGGUACUGUUUAAGGAAGAAGAAACAAGAGUCAAACUACCAAGAAAUCAGUGUUCAGGCAGCCCUUAAUUUUUAUGUUUCUAAUAACCUUGAAACUGCCCUCUUUGCAGUUGACCUAGCAUCUUGUUCAAACAGAUGUUUUCCCACUCCAUAGAAGAGAUGAACCAAACUGCCAUUGCUGCAGAGCUUCCACAUUAUUAAAAGUCCAUGUUGAGGCUUUAAUGAAAUACUCAAGAGUAAUACCUUAUCUAUAUUUGUUCCUUAAAUUGGUCUUUCAACCUAGUAAACUGAACCCCAGCACAUUACCAGUAAUUAA